Molecule: messenger RNA, 1557 nt
Organism: Oldenlandia corymbosa var. corymbosa
Lineage: Eukaryota; Viridiplantae; Streptophyta; Magnoliopsida; Gentianales; Rubiaceae
Source: the annotation of a GenBank genome assembly
UGUUUAUUUACAGUAUUAUGGAGGACUAAUCUACCGUAUUAUCGAAUUCAUUUGUUCGCUGCUGGCGAUUUGAAUUAUUUUCCCACACACCGGAGACGACUGAAGGCUUCUCGAUUACUCCGCUGCAUGUAUUUAUCUUACUGUGUGACUGUGUGAGAGAGAAGGAGAGCGUGGCUGAGAACAAAACAAAAUGUUGGGAACUUUAAGAUUACAGCUGCCGGCGGCGGCGGCGGCGGUGGUGGUGAACCCAAAGUGCGACGGAGGACCCAAUUUCAAUGAAAAUAAUCAUUGCCGUCUCAUUUUGCCGUUGAAAAGUCGUCGGUUUACAUUGUCUUUAUCUCUACAGCAACAGCCUCAGUCUGGGCCAAUCGAUUCAUCCGACCUCACCACCUCCACCGUGGGAUCAUCUUCUCCUCCUCCGAUUUACCUCUCUCAAUCGACUCUCACGCGCCGCCACAUUCACAUCCUCAAUUUCGUCGCCUGCGCGGCAGCAAUUUCUGCAACAUGGCUGUUUUGCUCCGCAAUUCCAGCUUUACUGGCUUUCAGAAGAGCAGCCAUUUCAAUGGAAAAGCUAAUGGAUGUUACACGAGAGGAGCUUCCUGAUACAAUGGCUGCUAUUCGUUUAUCUGGGAUGGAAUUAAGUGACUUAACAAUGGAGCUGAGUGACCUUAGUCAAGGAUUUACAAAGGGUGUCAGGAGUUCAACUCGUGCUGUUCGCUCAGCAGAAGAAAAAUUGAGGCAGUUUACAAACACGUCUCCAUCAGGUUAAAUAUUUUCAAGUUGGUUAGUUACAAAAUUUUUUCCCCUCAGACUUGUUAAAACUAUUUCAUCCGAAGGUCAGUCAUUAUUAACAAGAGCCUCCGAAGUGAAAAUGUUUUAGGAACCUCAAGAAAACCGUUUAAAAUCAACCCUUAAUUACAUCGAUUUACCAGUUGUGAUUUUUGUGAUUUGGAGUGAUGAAAUUCACUUGAAAUCUUUACUUGAUUAGCUUCCUUGCAGGAGGUGGUGACCCCAGGGGAACCUAAGGCAUCAGGACCGGUCGUGGCUAGAACAGCAAGAGGCAUUAAGGAAGGGAUUGUGAAGGGUCGUGCCUUUGUUCAAAUGUUUUUCACUGUAACCAGUUUUACUAAGAUCCUGUUCAACUACCUCAAACCCCGUGCUAAGGCAUAAAAUCAGGUAUUAAAAAUAUCUAUCCGAAAAUAGAGAGAAUACAAACUCAUUUUGUACAUAAAUUUUGGAUGUUACCUAUGAUCCUGAUUUUCCACAUAGCAAUGUGGAUGGAUAGUGGACAUUGAGUCGCUUCUUCUCUUCGUAUAAUCAUUUUUCAUUUGUCAAGAAAGAGGAGAAAUGGAAUUCGACUGUGUUCAAGCUUGGCAUUUUGUGCUGUUAGCCGGGUUUUAUUGAUAUGUUCGAGAAACUGAGCAUGGUUUAUUGCUGAAAAUUAUAUAAUACACUUACUAAUUUUAUUUAUUUAUUUAUUUUGUUUUUUUUUUUUUUUUGUUGAAAAGACUAGACUUACUAAUCAUUUCUCUUAGGCAAUUGAUUAUUUGCUUCUAG